This is a messenger RNA of Protopterus annectens (West African lungfish), 900 nucleotides long. RefSeq names its product HSPB1 associated protein 1 (gene HSPBAP1). NCBI's taxonomy places the organism in Eukaryota, Metazoa, Chordata, Ceratodontiformes, Protopteridae. Bases 284 to 853 code for a protein of 189 amino acids. The record is from RefSeq and is a predicted model, not a curated record. The transcript is spliced from 5 exons. Gene Ontology annotation, molecular function: 2-oxoglutarate-dependent dioxygenase activity.
AAUUCUCCAGUGCUACCGCAUAGACUGGAAGGGGCGGACUGCAAGGUUCGCAGUCAUGUUCAAUGGUUGGAAUGAGCACCAGGAAACCGGAAUAGUGCAUUUCCGGUGCAAGGGUUUUGUUGCCUUGUAUGAACUGCUGCUUGAAAGCUGCAGAAGGGGUUUUGCUGCUUUGUACGAACUAUUACUGCUGCCGUGAAGCUACUGCCAUGAACAGAGCUACAGAUUGGAGUUAAGUGAAGAGUGGAUUGCUGUGAAGCUACGGAGCGUCUCGGAUGCUGCUGCUAUGAACAGAGCGGACAGGAUUAUUGCUGCCGUGAAGCUACAAAUUGGAAACCGCAGUAAGCCUUUUACUUCGGAGGAAGCCUAUGAAAUUGUUAUGUCACUGCAGCAACCUGCUGUAUUCUGGAGUAUGGCGUCUGACUGGCCAGCCUUGCAGUGGACUGUAGAAAACCUGUCUUGGAUUUUGGAUGAGAAACCAAUCCGAUUUAGACUUGGAAGCAAGAAGACUGAAACUGCAUUUCCACUGUUUGAGAAUCACUGCAGUUUUUUGGAGGCCUCUAUGAUGCAGUUUUUAUCUUGGAGUCAAGGCCUGUCUGAUGCUGUUCUUGGACCGUUUAGCUCUUAUCCUUAUUCCGAAUUUUGGGCCUAUGCUGACUACAAGUACAUUGCUAUGCUGUUUGAAGACAAGAAGGAGCAUUUUAAGGAUGUUGUUUGGUCUGAUUUUGGCUUUCCUGGAAGGGAUGGUAAAGACAGCACACUGUGGAUUGGCACUGAAGGAGCAAACACACCUUGUCACUUGGACUGCUAUGGCUGUAACUUGGUGCUGCAGGUGCAGGGAAGACCCUGCCAGUAACAUUCCUCGAGUGUUUAGAGAAGACCUGUCUGAUGGCACACAGCGGU